This is a messenger RNA of Ascoidea rubescens DSM 1968, 834 nucleotides long. It is a transcript of the gene SRB7, whose product is annotated as Srb7p. The record is from RefSeq and is a predicted model, not a curated record. Bases 255 to 548 code for a protein of 97 amino acids. Gene Ontology annotation, cellular component: mediator complex. Lineage: Eukaryota; Fungi; Ascomycota; Saccharomycetes; Ascoideales; Ascoideaceae. The transcript has a single exon.
UCUCAUGUCCGAUAGAAUCACUCAAUUACAGGUUUGUCUUGACCAGGUAUGUUUGAAAUAGUUUUUCAUUCUAUUAUUAGUUUUGUCUUUAACAUCUUGUAUCUCUAACCUUCUCUCAUCCUUCUUAUUGUUUUGCUGUUUUGCAUUUUUUUGUUGAUAUUGUUUAUUUUUUGCAGCUUGUUGAGCAAUUUUAUGCUUCAUUAUUUUAUGUCAGUUCAUAUCAUGAUUUUAUACCUGCUCAAGGUGAAGAGAAAAUGUCUGAUUCUCAAAGUCAAAUAGCUGAUCCUAAAAUCUUUGAAAAUACUGUUAAGGAAUUAUCGACCGAUAUAAUAUUGAAAACAAGACAAAUCUUGAAAAUAAUAGAGUCUUUACCUGGUGCGGGUGUUUCCACUGAUGAUCAAUUAAAUACCAUAAAUCUUUUACAGAAUCAAUUAAUUCAAUUGGAGAAAAAAAGAUUACAAAAAAUUGAUGAGAAAAAUAACUUGUUAUUAAUUUGUAAUGAUUUGAUUCAUCAAGUAACAGAUGGUCUUUGUAACAGUAAUACAUAAUUCAACCAAACUAAUUUAAAAUUACAACGAAAUAAAAUAAAAUACAAAAAAAAAAAAAAAAAUCAACUAUACUAUAUUUACCAAUUUCACUUUUAAUAUACAUCGAUUAUUAAUUAAUCAUUUUUAAUUAAUCUCUUUUCAAGUUUUUCAUUCAAUUCCAUCUUAAAAGUAGUAUCUAAUAAAACCUCUUUCUUAUACCAAAGUUCUUCUUUUUCCUUCAUAACUUUUCUUAAAUCCUUUUCUAAUAACUCCUUAACCUCUAGACUCCACCCUAAUUUUCUUUUCA